CGACAGCAGUGCAGUGCUAGCCACCACAUCACGUCAAGGGCACAGUUUCAGCAUCAGCACUAUGUCGCAAUCGCUCCGCCCAUAUCUCCAGGCCGUCCGGAGCAGUCUGACGGCUGCCCUCUGUCUCUCCAACUUCGCAUCCCAGACGGCAGAGCGGCACAAUGUCCCCGAGGUUGAGGCGCGCACAUCUCCCGAGGUGCUCUUGACACCGUUGACAAUCGCCCGCAACGAGAACGAGCGCGUGCUCAUCGAGCCAAGCAUAAACAGCAUACGCAUUAGUAUCAAGAUCAAGCAGGCCGACGAGAUUGAGCAUAUCUUGGUGCACAAGUUUACCCGCUUCUUAACACAGCGUGCAGAGUCCUUCUUUAUUCUGCGGAGAAAGCCUAUCAAGGGCUACGAUAUCUCGUUCCUGAUCACCAACUUCCACACCGAGGAGAUGCUGAAGCACAAGCUGGUAGACUUUAUUAUCCAAUUUAUGGAGGAGGUGGAUAAGGAAAUUUCAGAAAUGAAGCUAUUCUUGAAUGCGCGGGCUCGCUUUGUGGCUGAGUCGUUCUUGACACCGGUAAGAUUAUGUCCUCGAUAUUCAGCCUACCGCAUAUCUCGGUCUGACUCGCCCCUAGUUCGACUAAGCCAAGCAGGCUAUUCAGGUAGACAAGGCAACCAUAUAUGCAUUUAAACAUCAGGCAAGGGC
Canariomyces notabilis is the source of this 691-nucleotide messenger RNA. RefSeq names its product ARP2/3 complex 20 kDa subunit. NCBI's taxonomy places the organism in Eukaryota, Fungi, Ascomycota, Sordariomycetes, Sordariales, Chaetomiaceae. Gene Ontology annotation, molecular function: actin filament binding. Gene Ontology annotation, biological process: Arp2/3 complex-mediated actin nucleation; actin filament polymerization. Bases 62 to 676 code for a protein of 204 amino acids. The record is from RefSeq and is a predicted model, not a curated record. Gene Ontology annotation, cellular component: Arp2/3 protein complex; actin cytoskeleton. The transcript is spliced from 4 exons.